Molecule: messenger RNA, 404 nt
Organism: Odontomachus brunneus
Lineage: Eukaryota; Metazoa; Arthropoda; Insecta; Hymenoptera; Formicidae
Product: THAP domain-containing protein 3-like
Exons: 3
Coding region: 18-404 (128 amino acids)
Molecular function (GO): sequence-specific DNA binding
Source: RefSeq, a predicted model, not a curated record
AAAAAAAUUCUUGAAAGAUGCCUAGCUGUUGUUGCAUUCCAAAAUGCAAAAAUACCACAAAAGAUGGUUUUCAUUUAUUUAGGUUUCCGUUAAAUCGUCCGGAUAUUUUAAAAAUGUGGAUUAAUGCCAUUGGAAGAGUCGGUUUUGAACCCAACAAAUAUCAUUUAAUCUGUAGUAAUCACUUAAUCUUAGUGCUCACUUUAUUUUAUGGAACAGAUUUUAUGGAUAGACUUAAUACAAGUGGCGUACGUUUAAAAAAUUUUGCUGUACCUUCGAUAUUUUGUGAAACUUCUGUUCCUACCGUUAAUUCUAUUAGAUCAAUUUUACAUUUACCGCAUAUAAGCAGUAUCAGAAAUUGGAUUUCGGCGAUUAAUGCGGAACCUGGUUUUGACAAAUGUUUUUGA